CCCACAGAAAACCGGUCCCCAUCAGGUGCAGCUUUCAUGGCUUCCCAGUGCCAGAGGCGGCUGUGGAGAGAAACCCGGGAAGCGUGGGGAGGGGUGGGGCAGCACCCUGGCUGUACCCACGGGAUUGGCCAACCUGCACCCUCUCAGCCAGCACCUGACUAGAAGUUGCUCAAAGAGACAAUGACCUCAGCCACCACCCUGAGCUCUGCCCAUCUCAGCCAUGAGGUGGGCACCCAGUGUGCGGAGUGGGCCGCAGGGACCAUCCUUGAGGCAGUGGUGAGGUGGGAGGAGGCCACCGGGCCCCGAGGGGGCUACAAUGGACAAGUUCCGGAUGAUCUUCCAGUUCCUGCAGUCCAACCAGGAGUCCUUCAUGAAUGGCAUCUGCGGCAUCAUGGCGCUGGCCAGCGCCCAGAUGUACUCCGCCUUCGACUUCAACUGCCCCUGCCUGCCGGGCUACAAUGCUGCCUACAGUGCUGGCAUCCUGCUGGCACCACCGCUGGUGCUCUUUCUGCUCGGCCUGGUCAUGAACAACAACGUGUCCAUGCUGGCCGAGGAGUGGAAGCGGCCCCCGGGCCGCCGGGCCAAGGACCCCGCCGUGCUGCGCUACAUGUUCUGCUCCAUGGCCCAGCGCGCCCUCAUUGCGCCCGUCGUCUGGGUGGCUGUCACACUGCUCGAUGGCAAGUGCUUCCUUUGUGCCUUCUGCACUGCCGUGCCGGUGACUGUGCUGGGCAACGGCAGCCUGGCGCCCGGCCUGCCUCCGCCUGAGCUCGCCCGCCUGCUUGCCCGGGUGCCCUGCCCCGAGAUCUACGACGGUGACUGGCUGCUGGCCCGCGAGGUGGCCGUGCGCUACCUGCGCUGCAUCUCCCAGGCCCUGGGCUGGUCCUUCGUGCUGCUGACCACACUGCUUGCAUUCAUCGUGCGCUCUGUGCGGCCCUGCUUCACGCAGGCCGCCUUCCUCAAAAGCAAGUACUGGUCCCACUAUAUCGACAUCGAGCGCAAGCUCUUUGAUGAGACAUGCACAGAGCAUGCCAAAGCCUUCGCCAAGGUCUGUAUCCAGCAGUUCUUUGAGGCCAUGAACCAUGACCUGGAGCUGGGUCAUGCCCACGGGGCCCUGGCCACAUCCCCUGCUAGCUCGGCUGCCCCGGCUACCGCCAACAGUGCUGAGGAGGAGAAGGAGAAGCUGCGUGGCAUCACCGAUCAAGGCACCAUGAACAAGCUGCUCACGAGCUGGCACAAGUGCAAGCCGCCUCUGCGUCUGGGCCAGGAGGAGCUGCUGAUGGGCAACGGCUGGGCUGCAGGGGGACCUCGGCCUCCACGCAAGGAGGUGGCCACCUACUUCAGCAAAGUGUGAGCCGUGGCCAGGUGAAGAGGCGGGAAUGGGGGUCUGAGCCCACAGACCCUCAGACCCCCAAACCAGAUGGAAAAAUGAAGGCUGCAGGUGCUGGGCAGUAGGCCCCUGUGGGAGCAGA
Messenger RNA from Ceratotherium simum simum (southern white rhinoceros), 1469 nucleotides. It is a transcript of the gene CALHM1, whose product is annotated as calcium homeostasis modulator 1. Lineage: Eukaryota; Metazoa; Chordata; Mammalia; Perissodactyla; Rhinocerotidae. Gene Ontology annotation, molecular function: monoatomic cation channel activity. Gene Ontology annotation, cellular component: plasma membrane. The record is from RefSeq and is a predicted model, not a curated record.